Messenger RNA from Gossypium raimondii (Peruvian cotton), 1305 nucleotides. RefSeq names its product serine/threonine/tyrosine-protein kinase HT1. The coding region runs from base 20 to 1216 and encodes 398 amino acids. The transcript has 6 exons. The record is from RefSeq and is a predicted model, not a curated record. NCBI's taxonomy places the organism in Eukaryota, Viridiplantae, Streptophyta, Magnoliopsida, Malvales, Malvaceae. Gene Ontology annotation, molecular function: protein kinase activity; ATP binding. Gene Ontology annotation, biological process: protein phosphorylation.
UUUUUCUCUUUACUGUGUAAUGCAGCAAGAAAACUACAAAAAGGAAGCUUCAGCAAUGGAAGGAAGAGAAAGGGACGAGUUAGAGUUGUCUUUACCUUAUCCUCUUCAAUAUAUUGGUGACACAUUGUUCAAGCUGACGUCAAUGUACUAUAAUAAUAACGUGGAAGAAGUAGAAGCAGAUGAUGAUUCAGACAAUAGUUUUGUCUUCCAGAUUGAUGAAAGCUCGUUAAUUGAUCCUCGUCUUGUUUUGCUUGACAAAAUGAUCGGUGAAGGCUCUUACUCCACUGUUCAUAAAGGAUUCUACAAAUCCAAACCUGUUGCUGUGAAGAUGAUUCAGCCAAGUAAUCCAUCAGCUGUAAUUCGCGAGCAUAAGGAGAAAUUUCAGAGGGAGGUUUUACUGCUGUCUAGGAUGGACCAUGAAAAUGUUGUAAAGUUUGUCGGCUGUUCCCUGGAGCCGACUAUGAUGAUAGUUACUGAACUCAUGAAAGGUGAUACACUUCAGAGGUAUCUGUGGAACAUGCGCCCCAAGCGUCUUGAACUGGAUUUUGCUUUACGUCUUGCAUUGGGUAUUUCCCGAGCUAUGGAAUACCUGCAUGCCAAUGGCAUUAUUCAUCGUGAUCUGAAGCCAAGCAAUUUACUUCUCUCCGAGGAUAGAACGUGCAUCAAGCUGGCUGACUUUGGACUAGCUAGAGAGGAAGUAUUGGGUGGAAUGACUUGUGAGGCCGGUACUUACCGGUGGAUGGCUCCUGAGAUAUACAGCAGAGAUCCACUCCCAAUCGGAGCAAAGAAACACUAUGACCACAAAGUCGAUGUGUACAGUUUCUCAAUUGUUCUUUGGGAGAUACUGACGAAUAAAGCUCCAUUCAAGGGAAGGGAUAAUGUAACAGCGGCAUAUGCAGCGGCAAAGAACGAAAGGCCUUCUGUGGAAGGUCUUCCAACAGAGAUUGUAUCUCUCCUGCAGUCCUGUUGGGCAGAGGACCCGAAGAUUCGACCAGAAUUUAAGGAAAUCACUGCCUCUCUUACCAACUUCCUCCGCAACUGUAGCCCACCAGAGACUACACCUCCUAAACAAAUGGAAAUUGAUCGUUCCGGAAGCCAUGCAGAGGAAGAGUCGGUCAAUUCCGGGCAUGUUACAAACAAGUGUAACGACAAGGGGAAGAAAUCGAAGUCUUAUACCUCAUUCUUCAUCUGCUUCGAUGAUUGCUUAUCGAAUUGAUCAGGCAGGAUGAUGGCUGAUCAUGUUUUGGGUACAAAAUGUACAUGAAUGGCUUAUGCCUUCUUUCAGUAAACAUAAACUUCACAGAA